Messenger RNA from Coffea eugenioides, 1019 nucleotides. Its product is annotated as gamma-glutamylcyclotransferase 2-3. Gene Ontology annotation, cellular component: cytoplasm. Gene Ontology annotation, molecular function: glutathione specific gamma-glutamylcyclotransferase activity; gamma-glutamylcyclotransferase activity. Gene Ontology annotation, biological process: glutathione catabolic process. The record is from RefSeq and is a predicted model, not a curated record. The coding region runs from base 80 to 637 and encodes 185 amino acids. The transcript has 8 exons. Lineage: Eukaryota; Viridiplantae; Streptophyta; Magnoliopsida; Gentianales; Rubiaceae.
UUCUGCAGCCUCUCUCACUUUUUACAGAGAGUGGCUUUCUCAAUCUCAUUUCGUUAAUCGCAUUAUAACCCAAAAACUCAUGGCGAUGUGGGUUUUUGGCUACGGUUCUUUAAUUUGGAAAACUGGCUUCCACUAUGAUGAUCGCCUUGUGGGCUUCAUCAAAGGCUAUCGUCGGGUCUUCUACCAAGGGAGUACUGAUCACAGGGGCACUCCAGACUUCCCAGGUAGAACUGUCACAUUGGAGCCUGCUGAAGGGGAGGUUUGUUGGGGUGUUGCAUACAAGAUAAUCCGGAAGGAAGAUCAAGAAGAAGCACUGACGUAUCUUGAAGUGAGGGAAAAGCAAUAUGACCAAAAAGCGCAUGUUGAUAUAUUUUCUGAUUGGGCUGCCACUGUCCCAGCAGUGUCUGGUGUAUUGAUAUAUAUUGCAUCAGCUGACCAGAAGCUCAACAGGAAUUACCUUGGGCCUGCAUCCCUUCAGGAAAUUGCAAAUCAAAUUGUUCGUGCUGAAGGCCCCUCUGGACCUAACAGAGACUACCUUUUCCAGCUUGAAAAGGCACUUACUCUUUUAGGAUGUGAAGAUAGACAUGUCAUUGAUCUCGCAAAUGAAGUGAGAAGCAUUCUUUCAGGGCGGAAUUGACCUCUUCAUGAUACUGUGGCCACCAAAGAUGAAUAACUUGGCUUUGAACUACAAAUGAUUUACAAUAAAAAGUGUUUGGAACUAUUCUUUAAUGGCAACGGUUAAGCUUUUUGCAACUUAACCAUGAACAUGUCGAAUUAUACUGUGUAUUCAAACAGAGAGUUCGUUGUCAUCUUCAAUACAUUAUUCUGAACGUAAUCCCUCUGAGCAAAAAUCCAUCUAUCACAAUCGACAAUGAGCUGAUGGUUAAGUGUACUUAAAAGUUCUUAGGGAAUUUGCUCAACUUUGCCUUUGAUAGAGCUUAGCAGAUAUGAGUUGUAUAUGGAAGCUAUAAUUAUCGAAUGCAAAAAUCUCAAACUUAGGAGUAGCUUUGCAGAACUUC